UACAACAAUAAACGCCAAACCCAACUGCGAGGACAGUGCACAAGAGCCAAGUGCAGGAGAAGCGAUAAUCAAAACGAAAGUCAACAUUAACUCCAAUACUUCGUACAUUGUUGUUUCCCCGAAAGCAUAGGAAUUGGAAUAUUUUCAUGUCGUGCAUUGGUUAUUCAAUAUUUUUGAAACAUUGAAGUUUUAAUAUGAGCGCAAGUACCAAACGCAGAAGGAAGAACGCUAGAUCGAUAUCAUCGUCGUCAGGCUCUGAUUCUGAGGACAACAAUAACAACAACAGUAGGCUUCCCAGCAGCCGCCGUCAUCAGUCGCGGAAUAACGAUGACGUCGAGGUCACUCCAUCAAAUGCAAAGAGGCAGUCGUUUCGGAUUUUGCGGAAACAACACAAACCAGGUUUUGUUCUUCCAACACGAGACUCUGUUUGGAACCAAAUUCCGGAUGAAGCUUCACCCAAUAAAAGUCUGAAACGUAUUACUCCAAAGAAAACUGUGAAUAAUUUUACGAAAUUGUACAACAACUAUAACUUUGAUGACUAUGAGGAUACAAGUGAUGAUGUCUCUUUGGCCUCAGAUAACUCAAACUCUGAUGAUUCCAAGCAAGAAAAGACCAGAAAACAUCGGAUUAAGAAUUAUCACAAAAGGAUCAAGUUGCAGUCAAGCUCUAGUGAAGAAGAAAAAGAAGAAAGGGAAAAAGCCUGUGUAGCUGGUUCAUCAGUGACUGAGGAGAAACUGGAAUCUUCAGUCAGGAACAUUGAUGCACCAUUCUCUCAGGGGGAAACUCAGCCCUCUGAAGAAAGUGAUGAUGACCCAGUGUGCUCAAAGACACACAACACAAGCAAGAACUGUUCCAUACUUAGGAGUGAUGAUGAUAGUGAGGAUGAUACAAAGGAGAAGGGUGGUGAUGACGAUGAUGUAAAGGAUAAAAAUAAAGAUGAUGACGGUGGUUAUAGUAAAAAUGACAAUGAUG
Molecule: messenger RNA, 972 nt
Organism: Aplysia californica (California sea hare)
Lineage: Eukaryota; Metazoa; Mollusca; Gastropoda; Aplysiida; Aplysiidae
Product: NAD-dependent protein deacetylase HST1
Source: RefSeq, a predicted model, not a curated record